Messenger RNA from Dermatophagoides pteronyssinus (European house dust mite), 1804 nucleotides. RefSeq names its product cholinesterase-like. The record is from RefSeq and is a predicted model, not a curated record. NCBI's taxonomy places the organism in Eukaryota, Metazoa, Arthropoda, Arachnida, Sarcoptiformes, Pyroglyphidae.
UUGUAACAUUAAAAAAUGGUGCACGUAUACGUGGUGUUAAUGAACUGGUUCCAGGUAAAAAACCAAUGUAUUUUUUUCGUACAAUACGUUAUGGUGAAAUCAAGGAAAGAUUUGGCCUACCACAACCAGCUAAACAAUGGAAUGAUAUUUAUGAUGCAACUUAUUUUCGUAAUGGUUGUCCACAAAAUUUACCAUUCAUAUCAACCGAAGAAGAUUGUCUUUUUCUUAAUAUUUGGACACAUAAUAUCUAUUCAUCAUCAUCAUCAUCGAAAAAUCUUCUUAGACCGGUAAUUUUUUAUAUUCCUGGUACUGGAUUUGAUUUUGGCAAUAUAAAAUUUCUUCUCAGUAAAUUAUUUGAUGGUAGUAAUUAUGUGGAUUUUGGUAAUUUUGUUUUUGUAAGCAUACAACAUCGUUUGGGUCCAUUUGGUUUUCUUUAUUCGGGUAAUGAACGUGCACCAGGUAAUCAAGGUGUUCAUGAUAUAAUUCUCGGUCUACAAUGGGUUAAAGAAAAUAUUGAUCGAUUUGGUGGCAAUCCAAAUGAUAUAACAUUGAUGGGUUUAUCAUCCGGAUCGAUGGCUAUAUCAACAUUAAUAUUAUCACCAUUAGCCCGUGGACUAUUUCAUAGAGGAAUUAUGAAUUCUGGUUCAAUAAGUGAUUAUUAUAAUUAUUCACCUGAACGUAUGUUAAAUUUUUCAAAAAAAUAUGCCCAAAAAUGUAAUUGUCCGGUAGAUAAUCCUGAUCAUAUGAUUGAUUGUUUGCAAAGUAAAUCGGUAAAUGAAUUAAUCGAAUUACGAUCAUCAUUUAAUCUUUCUGCCUUAUUCACUGGAAAUGUAUUUCUAAUGAUGUAUGGUGAUCAGCAAAAAUUAUUACCUGAACAACCAAGUAAAAUGUUGGCCAAUAAUGAUUAUAAUCCAGUUGAUUUAAUUUCAGGUUUUAAUAAUGGUGAACAAGGUGUUUAUCUGAAUAAUUACUUUAAAGAAUUAAGAAUUGAUUCAAGAAAAAUGAAUAUCAAUGAUGUUAAACAAUCAUUCUACAAAUUUUGUAAAAUAGUUGAACAUAUGUCUGAAUUUUGUGAUAAAAUAUUCCAAUUUUUUACACGUAAUAUGAAUGAUAAUCCAUUUCGAUCCGAUGUUCAAAAAGCAUUAAGUCAUGUAUUAUCUGAUUCAAUUUUUACAUGUCCAUCAUAUUUAUUUACACAAAAAUAUGCACGUGCUUUAGCCAGAAAUUCAUCCAAUUCUAAUCAUAAAGUUUAUUCAUAUCGUUAUGAUCAUCAUUCACCAUAUAUGUCAUUAUUAUUUUGUCCAAAACGAUUAGGUAUUUGUCAUGGAACUGAUUCACCAAUAUAUUAUGGUUUGGCUUAUUAUACACGUAUCUUGUCGUUUGUAUUUACCGCUACGGAUAAAAAACUAAGUUAUCAUGUAAUGAAAUCAUUUAGUAAUUUUAUUGAAAAUAGUGAACCUGGCCACUUUAUGGAUAAUCUUGAAUGGCCGGAAUUUCGUUCAAUUGAAUCAAAUGGUGGAAAAAAUAUUUCCUGGAAACAAAUGGCCAUCGAUAGUAAACCUCGUAUUAUCACGGAUGCUUAUGUUGAACAAUGUCGAUUUUGGGAACCAUUUCUUUCCGUUGAUGAUCCUAUCAACUAAAUUUUCAACAACAACAAAAAAACUUAACACAUUGUUUUAACAAACCCUAAUUAGAUUUAUUUGUUACUGAACAAAUACCGACAUUACCAAUUUCAAGUUUCUUUUUGUCCUCUUUUUUUUAUUCAUUAUUAUACAACCAUUGAACAGACAAACAGCAUAAUAAA